AUGAUUCUCCAAUGCCAGGCGCCCUCGCGGAAGAGUACAGGAAGCUCGGCGGCACGGUGCACUACGUCGGGAAGCCGCACCGCCUGGUCUACGAAUUGGGCAUGGCGGCCCUGCCAGAGGGGAUCCUCCGCGCAAAGGUGUUGCUUUUGGCCCUCCGCCGUCGGGGACGUCAUGUACACCGACGUCCUGGGCGCCCGGGACGCGGGCCUCGCGUCCGCGCUGGUGGCCGGCGGCGUCCACCACGCCGAGCUCGGCGUCGCCGAGGCCUCGCGGGCGCUGGCCGACGGCGGGCGCGGCCUGCCCGAGAGCGCUGCGGUGGAGGCCUUCCUGUCCCGGUACGAGUACCGCCCAGACCACCUGCUCGGGCACCCCGUGGGAGGGGGGCCGGGGGCCGGCACGUUCGGCCUUGCCGCCGGGCACUACACGUGGUCCUGCACAAGGUCGGAGUCUGGAAGCUACGCGGACGGCUCCACGAAGAUCCUCGUGUAUCCGCUGACUUGGUCGGCUAUCUUCCCUGUGGAGCAGGGUUGGUACGACUGGAACGCGGAGAAGGUCGAUGGGUACUACGCCGACGCGCACAUAAAGAUUGUGAUCAUAGCGACUAACGAGACGGACCUUCACGACCUGGAGACACAGGUGGACGUUGGGGAGACGAUCCCGCUCAAUGUUGGCACCACACUGCACUUCAGCAAGGAGACGUGGGCGUCGCAUUUCAAGAUAUACGUGCUGGCGGGCACGUCCCACAUCGCGGUGUUCGCGAAGCACUUCCCGACAGAUUUCGAAGGCGCGUACCAUUACCUCCUGUCCGCCAACGGCGAGGACAUCGAGCCCGUGGCCGAGGAGUCGGACGCGGCAUGCGAGAGCGCCAGCGAGAGCACCAGCACCGACGACUCAAAGAUCUGGGGCGAGGUGAUCCUGGCCGCGUUCGUCACCGUGCUCCCGACACUGAUCGGCAUUGUGCUCGUCGUGAUGACGUGCAUGCCCACGCUGAAAGCCAUGAUGGCGGGCGAGGGUGGCAUCGUCGCGGUCGUUCAUUCAUUCGCCUCUGGCGUGAUCUUUGCGGCCGCGGCGUACCUUCUGCUGCCAGAGGGCCUGUACCUCAUCACCGUCGGGAAGAGAGAGGCGGGCGGAUCCGGGAUGUGGGGCGCCUCCGUCUUGGCAGGCUGGUGCUCCGCCGCUGUGAUCAAGCAGUGGUGCCAGCUCGUGACUGGAGAAAGGUCGAGCCUCACCCUGCCGACUGUCAACGGGGAGGUGGACGAGGAGCCACAGAAGAGCAGGGCCACCAACUGGCUGGUCUCCUUCCCCAUCCUGUUCGGAGACAUGUUCCACAACUUCUCGGACGGUCUGGUCCUUGGGGUCUCCUGCAAGACGUGUGGCGCGCCCUUCGGGCGGAAGAUCGCGUGGGUCACAGUCCGGCACGAAUUUCCUCAGGAGCUCUCCGAUUUUGCCGUCCUGAUCACGAAGAGGAGGAUGGCCUGGCCUAUGGCUCUUACCCUGUUCGGGGCCAUCAUCACUUACUCCAGCGACGUCAGCUCCGGGGUGGAGGGAGCGACCCUCGCCGCGGGCGCCGAAGUCUACUUGCACGUGGCCAUGACGCAGCUCGGCCCCGCGGUGGGAGAUCUGAUGGGAGACGGCGCCUUCGGCUCCGUCGCGCGGUUCCUCAACUUCGCGGUGGGCGCCACGCUGAUCGGUCUAGUCCUGGACCAAGAGCACUGCUACGCCCCGGUCGCGGAGGGCGGGGAGGGCGAGGUACAGAGCCCGACCCCGAACUCUUUUUGCGGGGCGGGGGCCGGUGGCACCUGGAGCCGCGUCCAGCAGCACCGCCAGAACGCCGUGGCGCUGCGGCGCUCGGCACUGGCGGCGCCCGACCGCCGCGCCGCCGACCGACCGCCGCUGCGCCGCCCCGCAGGCGGCGCCGGCGUCGCCUUCACGGAGGCGGCGGCGGAGGCGGAGAUUCACAGCGCGCGUGAAGCGACCACCGCAGGGUGCAGGGGCGCUGGCAGCAAAGUGCACGGCCUCAGCUACAGCUACGGGGGUGGGUCGGUUAGAGCGUGCGGCCAGCACGAGUCUGACGCCAUCAACGACGAGAGUGGCACUACAACGCGCGAGCCCGAUGGCACCACCUGCGAGGGUGGGAGCGCGAAGCACGAGCCCGAUGCCAUCGUCUACGAACGCGGCACAGCGAAGCACGAGCCUGACACGAUCAGCUACGAGGACGGAGCUAAGGCGAAGCAUAAACCCAAUGCCAUCAGCUACGACGUUAGACUGCCUAAAGCGUCCCGUCUCGAGCUGGACGCGGACGUCCUACAGGAGGCGGUCGUAAACGGUGACGCCGAGGGCGUGGCUUACUGGCUGCGGGACCUACCGGACUGCGGCGACAACCUGCGGAGUGGGGAGAAAAUGGUCUACGCGGGGAACUUCGACUACUUCGCCAAUUGGCGCGAGCUCAAGGACCACGCGAAGAAGGAGGCCAGGAAGGCCACUGUCACCCUCGACGAGACGGAGCCCAACUACCGGAAGAUCCGAGUCAGGUGGGGCCGCGGCGCCCCUGGGGCGGGGGCGCACGGGGGCAGCGCCGCGCCCUUUGCCGUGCCGGAGUUCGAGGCGGCCUCGCUCUCCCGCGCGACCUUCGACGGCCUGGUGCGCGAGGGCCGGGUCUUCGUCGUGCGCGGGGCGGGGGCUUCGCACCCGAUGCGCGGCUGGGACUGCGCGUUCUUCCAGCGCGACGAGGUGUUCUCCCAGGUGGAGGCGAAGCGAGAGUACAGCUCGUCUUCUGCGGCGGGGCCCGCAUGGCUCCGACUGUCUGACGUCGUGGCCAAGCCGAGCGAUCUCCAGGAUGAGGGCAGCGGUGCAGAAGGCCUUCCGGCCUCACCAUACUAUCUAGUGGCAUUCGGACGCAGCGCACCAGAGCGCAGAGGAGCUGGAGGCUGA
Molecule: messenger RNA, 2931 nt
Organism: Prorocentrum cordatum
Lineage: Eukaryota; Dinophyceae; Prorocentrales; Prorocentraceae
Source: the annotation of a GenBank genome assembly